UUUUGUAGUGUCAGCCACCGUGUCACAAUUGUGAUUGUGUGGUCUUAUGUAUCCCUAUGUGUUGAAUUAAAAAAAAAAAAAAAAAAAAAAAAAACACAUAAAUAAGUAAAGUAAAGUAAAGCAAAAAAAAAAAAUUUAUAAACUGUGUUUCCAUACGCCAUAGGUAGUAAUUCUUUUUUUGCCGUCCGUCAUCAUCGUUGUUUCUGUCUUGUAAAGUUUAAUCGCGGUUGUAUUACCGCGUGUUAUAAAUUUUAAUUUAAACCCACUGACUGGGGACAUAAUUGAAAGAAUAAAAAAAAAAAUAUAUAUAUAUUUAUAAAUAUUAACGAUAUUAAAUAAAAUAUGGACGUAAGUCUACUGGUCCGUCAUUUCCAAUAUGCGAUACCUGUAGGUAUCGUAUUAAUUUUAGCAGUACUAGUUUUUGCAUUUGGCUUUAAAAAUGCUGAGCAGCCACCAUUCGCUCAAUUAUCAGCAGUCUCGGACGUGGAUCGAAAACAAGCAAAUAAAAAAAAAAAUAAAAUAAAAGAAAAGCGGUCAUCAAAUGAAAAAGCCAAUGAAAAAGCAAGUCCUGUUAAAAAGUCAUCACCAGCUAAGACCGAAUCGUCUAAAAAAUCGGUUGCUAAAAAUGAUGAAGUUGAUGGUAAGUUGAAAGAACGUAAACAAGAAGACAAUACCCCAGUCGUUGCUAAAAAAGAUAAACAAAUCACCAAUAAAACUGGCAAAGAAAAUAAAGUCGAGCAAGUGAAAAAUAAGAAGAAUAUGAAAAAUUUGAUUCUUGAGAAACCAGUUGACUUUGAUGAAGGUGAUUGGGAGCAAGCUUAUUCCAAGAAAGACAAGAGGAAGAAGAAAGAAGAAGAAACUCCUAAAAAAUCAAAGAAAUCAAAGAAAAUUGAAUUAAAUGAUGAGGUUGGUAAAGACAAUGAGCCUGAGAAAGUUGAAAUCAAGGAUAAAGUUGCCAAGGAAACUGAAAAUAAAGAAUUAAAAGAGAAAGAUCAGAAGGAUGUUAUUUUGGAGCCUGUUGAUAAUAUUCUUGCAGCUGAAGAUGAACAAGUUGAGCCUAAGGAAGAAGUAAAAAAGGUUGAAAAAGUAAGUAAAAUUGAAAAGGAAAAAGAAGAGAAAAAAAGCGUCAAAGUAAAGAAAUCAAAGAAAUCUAAUGAUGCAGAAAAUAACUCGGUAUCAAAUGUCACUCCGAUUGAAACAAAACCUGAGAAAAUAAUCGAGAAGAAAAUUGAUGAUGCUCCAAAAAAGACUGAACCGGUAGAAAAGUCUACAAUUGAACAAGUCACUGAAAAAAGUGGACCUGCUUUUGAUGAACUAGGAGACACAUGGACUGAAGCAAAACCACAAAAGAAGAGUAAAAAGAAGGCACGCAAAGAUAAUUGAAAUGAUAAUUAUUUAAUAAAAAGUAUUUCUCAUCAAUGAGCGAUACAUGAUAAUCCGUUUGUUCAGCGGGAUUUACGUCGCUUCCGCUCCACGAGGCGUGUAAUAAUUAAAUAAUAUCGUCAUUAAAUGCGUGAGUUUCCUUUCUCAGUAUACGUGAUAACAAUGAGGUUGAAAAUUCAACCAUAUAUAAUUUUUAAUAUACUUUUUACUAUUCCUUAUGACCUAACAUCAAUAAACUUUCAUUAUGUUAAUGAUUAUUGAUGCUAUAUUUAAAAAAUAAAUAUAUAUCUAUAUGUAUAUAUUUAUUUAAAUUUUUAAUUAGAAAAUAACGGCCAAAAUAAUUUUUUUUAUUCACUAUUAUUUGCCAUUCAAAUUUAUUCCCGGUACAUGAAAACUUACAGCAUAAGAUCAUUGAUUUUUUUAAAAAUAAAAUAACAUUACUUGUAAUUUAAAUUUACAACUAAAUAAUGGGGGUGUGCAAAUAGUUUGAAUUGUAAAUUAUUCGUAUCGAAUCGAAUCGAACGAUUCAAUUUAAACUUCUAAUUAUUCGUAAGCUUUUGAAUUAUUCGUAAAUUUUUGAAUUAUUUGAAACUUUCUGAAUUAUUCCGAAAUUUUCUUUUGCACGACUUGAAAUUGCAAUAGUUUUUUCAAUAAUUCAAAUGUUUUUCUUAAGUAGCAUAUAACUCAGACACGAAUCUACACAAUAAUUACUUAUGAUUACUAAAAAAAACUAAGCUCACUAUUAAAUAAAAAUCGAAUAUUUGAAAGCUGAUCAAAAUUUUCGUGAUUCGAAUCGAAUUAUUUAAAAAGUUGCAAAUAAUUUUAAAACUCGGAUAAUUUUAAAAUUGACGAAUAACUUGAAAAGUUAUGAAUAAUUCGAAAAGAUCCGAAUUAUUAUAAAAUUAAUGAAUAUUUUGGAAAAUUAAAAAUAAUUCGUAAAUUUUCGAAUAAUUUUUAAGGAUUCGAAUAAUUCUAAGAUUCGAAUAAUUUGACAUUUCAAAUUAUUCGAAAAAUUACAAUUAAUUAGAAAAAUUUCCGAGCAAUUUAAAACUCUUCGAAUAAUUCGGAAAUUCGAAUAUUCGAUUCGAAUCCAAUUUGCACACCUGUACUAAUUAUUUAUGAUUUUAUUAGACAAAUAAUCGUGUACGCACACGAUAUUAUUACGUGACGCUCAAAAAUUAAUAUGUGAUUGUGAAAUAUAUUUCGGUUAGCUUAAUAAUUUAUUAUUUAUCAUGAUUUUGAUAAUUGUUAUUGCGCCAUUUUUCCGUUAAAUCAUUUAUUGUCAUGAUAAAAUAAUUAUUAUAUUAAAAAAGAUAAAAAUAAUUUUUUUCUUAGUAUCGUUUUAUCCUUUCUGUCAAUUAGUUCUAAAUAUAACCUGUCAUCACAAUUAUUUUUCGUGUGGAUUAAUAUAUACUUUUAUCUAAUUAAGUGUUAUCUUUAUCGUUAGUACAUUUCAUAUUUAUCAUUAUUGAUUUAUAUUAAUGUAUUUGUUAUCGUGAUACGUGCAUAUAAAAAUAUAUUUUUUUUGAAAUACCGCAAAAUUAAUCAUUGAUAUAAAAAAACUUCUUCGGUCGAUUUAUUAUUAAUUAUUUGGCCUGAAUUGCCUCAGAUUAAUUAUUUAUUUAUGUUUUUUUGCUAGUUGCUUGAAUAAUAUUUUAAUGAGUGCUAAUCUAGCUGACAAUUGGCAAUUUUUUUAAUUUUUAAAUAAAUAAAUAAAACGUAAGUUGAAUAAAAAUUUAAAAAUGCGUAUUUAGAUCAAUGAAAAAUCACUACGCGCAUUUUUUUCAAUUAUUUUACUUAUUUAUUUAAAAUUUAUAAGUCGUCUCGUUUGCUACAUUCACACUCAUAUAUUUUAUGAUAAUAAAAAUGAAAAGUUGUUGAUAAAUACUUACAAUAUUAAAGAAAAAGACAUUAAAUAAUAGAAUAUGAAGAUAAUGCAACAAUGUGAUAACUUUUUUUUUUCUUCAUUAUUAUUUAGAAAAUUUUCAUGCUUAAAAAAUUAUAUAUGAAUAAUUGAAUUUAUUACAAUAACGAAUUAUUUAAUUAUGUAUGUCUAUUGCUUGAUUAUCUGUGUAAAAAAAAAAAUGAUACUGAAGUUAGUCGACAGCUAAUAAUUUAUGGAUUUUUUUUAACGAUGAAUUAUGAAAAAAGAAAAUAUUUGUGAAAAUUGCACUUGUAGUUUUUUAAAUUUUCUACAUGUGCAUAUUUAAAAUUUUUAUUUUUUUUGUAAUUGAUCUUUUGAAAAAAUCAUCCAAAGAUUGUUAAUUGUUUGUUAACCAGGAUCAUAGAAAAUAAUUCGUUUUGAAAAGAUUCAAAAAUAUUUUUACCUGUAGAUCUUCAAAAUUCGAGACAGAUAAGAAUUUCAAGUUGAAUUUGUUUCAAACUUUCCGGAUUGUCAUAGCAGAAAAUAUCUUGGACUUUACUUAAACUUUACCUAAAAAAAAAAAUUGGGCGGCAGAGUUGAACGUGUUGGAAAUCUACUUUUCAAAAUAUUUUAAAAAUUUUUCCUGCGCUUAGAAGUAAUUGAAAAAUUCAAAAUUUAAAAUCUCCAUAUUGGAAAAAAAAUGUAAAAAUACGUUCACAAAAAUUACGUUUUACAAAUUCUUUUAUGUCACUUGAAAUCCACCCACAUAAAGUUCGCAAUCUACGAUAUUUUUUUUACUAUUAAGGGGGUUUGUCAUCUAUUCUCUUUCUCACACACAUGUGAACAAACGACCGGUCCUUGUUACACUUACAUUAGCAAAUGGAAAUUUCAAAUAUGCCGUUCUCAGGUAUAAACUGAAAUUUCCGAACCGGAAGCAUUU
This is a messenger RNA of Microplitis demolitor, 4187 nucleotides long. Its product is annotated as transcriptional regulator ATRX homolog. NCBI's taxonomy places the organism in Eukaryota, Metazoa, Arthropoda, Insecta, Hymenoptera, Braconidae. Bases 343 to 1383 code for a protein of 346 amino acids. The transcript has 5 exons. The record is from RefSeq and is a predicted model, not a curated record.